AUGCAACCUGCGUAUCCUCCCCGUCGCCCCGUCCCGCUGCUUCAUGCUGCACUGCACCCCCUCGUCUCGUCGUGCUCACUAUUCCCCCACUCCGCGUCUCUGCGCCUUUCCCACACCCCACAGCUGCUAAGCUCCACUGGACCGCCACGUCACGCGACGCCCUCAAGCUCGCAUUGGAGGAGGAUCUUUCAUGUUUCCCUCGUCCCCUCAUCCCCUCAUUCCGGAAGCCCUUAUCCCCCACUCUCCAUUUCCCCCAUUCACAGCUACAUGCUCCAUUGGACCAUCACUUCACGCAACGCCCUCAAGCUCGCAGUGGAGGAGCGGAGCAGCACGGGGGCGGGCGGCGGCGGGUGGCUCAUGCUGGCGUGGGCGCGCAAGGGGCAGCCAUUCCCCAGCGACGCCAUCUUCGGAAACCUCUUCGGCCGGCGUACCGUGGCAGCAUUCACCAUCAGCGGGCCCGGGGCGGCAGGCGCGCAGCCGGCGUCGUUCACCCUGGGGCGGACGGCGUUCGGCACGACGUUCAAUGGCGCCGUCAUGAAGUUCUCACGGCAGAGGGCGGACGGGGCAGUGCCAGUGAGCUACUAUGGCAGGAACCGGCUGCUGUGGGCCUUCACCACCGACUCCUCUGCCAACCCCGCCCUGCCGCCCUUCUACCGGGGCAUCUCAGUCGUUGAUUUCUCCUGCACCGCUAAUAACGAUGCUAGCAAUGGUGGUGGUGAUGGCGAUACCUCCUACGACCCCUCCCCUCCUCCACCCACCCGCACUCCCUCGCCCCCACCCUCCUCUAACUGCCUCGGCUCCCGCAAGUCGUCUUGCUCGGCUUCCAGCCUCCCCGGCUACACCUCCGUGGUUACCCUGGGCAAGGGGCUCAUGCUGCACUGGAAGCUCCUCACCACAACGAGUGCCGCCUUCUGCCUGCAGGCCAAGUCGGGCACGGCAGCAGCAGCGGGGGGGUGGGUGUCAGUGGCAUGGUCAAGGGGCGGCGCCAUGGUCCCUGCUGAUGCGGUCGUAGGGGCCCCUGGGGGUGCCGCCAGGACUUACGCCAUUACGAGCUACAGCUCCGUGGACCCCACCUCUCGGUUUAGCAUCACGGGAGGGUCCGUGAACUCGGGCUUCAAUGGCGUGCUGCUCAAGUAA
Molecule: messenger RNA, 1137 nt
Organism: Closterium sp. Naga37s-1
Lineage: Eukaryota; Viridiplantae; Streptophyta; Zygnematophyceae; Desmidiales; Closteriaceae
Source: the annotation of a GenBank genome assembly